Molecule: messenger RNA, 1143 nt
Organism: Fusarium oxysporum Fo47
Lineage: Eukaryota; Fungi; Ascomycota; Sordariomycetes; Hypocreales; Nectriaceae
Product: TauD/TfdA family dioxygenase
Exons: 3
Coding region: 1-1143 (380 amino acids)
Molecular function (GO): oxidoreductase activity
Source: RefSeq, a predicted model, not a curated record
AUGGCCGCUACAGCUACUAUCUCCGCUCUCUCCCUUGCAUCCGCCCCAACCUUUGGUAUUACGCCUGCUGCUUUGCCCCCACCUGGUCAACCGGAUAUCUCCUACCACCCAGAUUGGGACAAAUACCAAGCGCGUGUAGCUCGCCGGACCCAGACAGAGGAUCUCACUAAAUCCCUCCCUGAGGGUUUCCCUAAUGAGCUCAAGGGAGACCUCGUUUGGGACGGAGAGACUAUUGCCCAGAAGUAUGACUGGACGUACGUUCUAUCGACUAUUCAGCUUGAGGAGAUCGACAGGGCCCUUGCACACUUUAAGUCCCUCAACAUUUCCAAGGGCUAUAUCGCACAAGAGACCUUCCCUCUACCCACACUACAUAGCGAGCUGCGCCGUCUAUCUCGCGAACUACACUUCGGUCAUGGCUUCUUCGUCCUUAGAGGCCUAGAUGUUGACCGGUACACCCGUGAAGAAAAUAUCAUCAUAUAUGCUGGAGUCUCUUCUCAUAUAGGCUCUAUACGUGGCCGCCAGGAUGCCUACUUCCAAGGCGAGCGUGCUGAUGUCGUUAUUGGACAUAUCAAGGACGUUCGCUCCAGUCUCGGCGAGUCUAGAGACAAGACCAAGAUUAAGAUUGGAACACCUGCCUACACCGCUGAUAAACAGGUCUUCCAUACUGACUCCGGCGAUAUUGUUUCUCUUUUCGCCCUCUCUACCGCGGCCGAGGGAGGGGCUAGUCGUCUAGCUAGCACAUGGCGUGUGUAUAACCACAUUGCUGCUACACGGCCAGAUCUUAUUCAUACUCUUAGUGGACGUUGGGACGCAGAGCUCUUCACAAAGACAGUCAACGAUACCGACAGAUUCAUGAGCCGCCCAUUACUCCAUCAUCUGCCUGCCAGUGCCGAUGGCAAGACCCCUGAUAGAAUCCUUCUUCAGUAUGGACGCCGCUACUAUGUUGGCUUCGGAGAGAUACCCCGUGGCAAACAUCUACCGCCUAUCACCGAGGCCCAGGCCGAAGCUCUCGAUACUCUGCACUUUCUGGCUGAACGAUUCAGCGUAUCGACUAAUUUUGAGAAGGGUGACAUGCAGUAUGUCAACAAUGUGGCCAUUUUCCACGCCCGCGAUGGUUUCACAGAUACCAAGGAUAAGCAGUGA